Molecule: messenger RNA, 1736 nt
Organism: Tripterygium wilfordii
Lineage: Eukaryota; Viridiplantae; Streptophyta; Magnoliopsida; Celastrales; Celastraceae
Exons: 4
Coding region: 171-1331 (386 amino acids)
Molecular function (GO): protein binding
Source: RefSeq, a predicted model, not a curated record
CUAAAUUGUGGGCCGCGUAUUUCUCUGAACGAACGCACAGUUCGGUUCCAAUGAUGGUUGGGCCAUCUUCGAAUCCCAUUAGAUUGAAAUUCUCCGUCUCCCUGUUUUGUUGAAUAAUGUUACGCGAUUGACGCUCAAAACCCUAACUCUUCCAGAACAGAAUCGAGAUCAUGAGUCUAAUCUUAGAAACAAGGGCCUCUUCGUCUAUCACAAGGAGGAGAUCUAUGGUCUGUUUUGUUUGCGAGGCAAUCUGGCGAAGAGAUGAGGGUGGGUACGAAGUUUGCGCCGUUGACGUUCCUACUUCUAGUCGUGCGCUUGGAUCAACUAGUAAAUCCAUGGUACUGGGCGAACCCUUAUUUCACCUCCCGAAUACCUACCCAGUCACUAUGAACUUCUUCGCCUUUGGUUCGAAGAUAUACUUUUUUGGAGGAUGUCCUCCAGGGCACUCCAGACUUCUAUCGAAGGAUGUUUAUGUCUACGACACAUCCUCUCCUGGCAUUAGAAAGGUAGGAUGCAUGAAUCUCGGCAAGCUCGGCGCUGUGGUUAUUGGUCCGGUCAAUGACAAGUUCUAUGUGAUGAGUCAAAUUCUCACAUUUCGCGAUUUCGAGGUCUUCGACCCUAAUUGCAAUGCUUGGUAUUACCCCACUCAGCCUCCGGUUCAUCAUUUCCCUUCUCCUCUUAAUGGUCCGUUUAAGAUUUGUGCCUAUGCCGUUGUGAAUAAUGGCCGUGAAAUUCUUCUUUCCACCCAGUCCUCCGGCCUCUUCUCCUAUGACACAGUUGAACGUGAUUGGUCUCAUUUCCCUGAACGUUCUCUGCCCUUCCAAGGUGGGGCAGUGCCCAUCGGGGGUGAUCGAUAUUUGGUGUUUCUGGAGCGUUACCAAAUGGUACUGGGCACAUAUUGCUACAAUAGCAGUAACAAUGGUUGGUAUGACUUCCAAUGCAUCUGGCGAGGCGGCAAUGCCAUAACUCACCGGCAAAUUGCCUCUCCUUUAUGGUUGGGUGAUGGUCUAGUAUGUGGUGUUCUCAGUGGAUACAAUCGUUCACCCUAUGACCUUGACUUGGCUGCACCAAGUAACCUCUGCAUUGAAAUGGGGUUUUAUAGAGCUCGAGCCGGUCAAGUGAAAUUCUUAUCCUUCCAACGCUACAGGAACAAAUAUGACAUGAAGAAGUUCCAUAGGUGGAUGAUAGCUUCGUUCCCCUUGUGUCUUGAAACUGUAGCCAGCACUAGCGAGACAGAGGAGGUAUACUCACAAGGAAAAAGAAAGAGUGAUAAAGGAGAUUCAGGUGCGAUAGAAUGUAUAGCAAAAAAGUCGCGUAGAAUUGCUUCCUGAUGAUUAUUCCCUUCGUUGUUCGGUGACGACAUUUGUUUUUGGUAAUCUGUGUCGCCAUUUUUGGUUGGGCUUUUUGAAUUGGCGACGGGCAUUUCUAUCUUUGUUGGGAAUCUCUGGUUGACGUGCCUCACGUGUUUGUCAGUGCUUUUGUGUAGUUUGAUGAAACCAGACAUUUCCUUUUUAAACCUAAUGUUCAUAGUCUUUUGUAUAUCACACAUCUGAGCUACUCGGCUCUGAAUAGGUGACAUAUAUAUACCAGGUCCUAAUGCUUGAAUUUCUAUCUCUUUUGGUCAUUACUUUUUUUUUUGUUUUUCAUAUUGUAAUUUUCAAUUACAUUAAACUUGAUUUGGAUUCUCUAAGACGUUGUAUUGGUGAUUUUGUCAUUGUUAGUUGAUAAUAUUUGAG